This is a messenger RNA of Erpetoichthys calabaricus (reedfish), 1062 nucleotides long. RefSeq lists its product as uncharacterized. The record is from RefSeq and is a predicted model, not a curated record. Gene Ontology annotation, molecular function: nucleic acid binding; zinc ion binding. The transcript has 9 exons. Lineage: Eukaryota; Metazoa; Chordata; Cladistia; Polypteriformes; Polypteridae. Bases 1 to 1062 code for a protein of 353 amino acids.
AUGACGCAGAUGAGAAAGGAAAUGAAGACUCCCUCCGCUCCAGCUGUUGCUGCUGGCCCACUUGAUCCCCUUGAUGAAGAGCCGGCCCCUGCCAGGCACCUUUCCCUUGCCCAGGCACCCAGGGCUGCCGAUCUUGCUGUCGAGGGAAUUCCGAAUAGAAGACGACAUCGCGGGAAUUCCGGAUUUGGGACCAAGCGCAGAUGCUUCCGCUGUGAUCAGACCGGACAUCUGGCUAGGGAAUGUCACCUCUCUCCUGCUCAGUCCAUGGAAGUCGACUUGCCUCAGAAUGCUACAGUUGAGAGCAGAAGUGUCAGAAGAACUGCAGUUAAAAGAUCAAUGAACAGACACAUACCCCAGGAGGCUGGCAUUUAUGCCCAGCUUGUGAACACAGAUGAUAACAAGUCUUUUGCUUCUUUCUAUGGUGGUUCAUUCCAAGGAAAUAGAAAAGCAGACUAUUUGAGACUUCCACCUCUGAAGACCUGUCAAGAACCCCUUUCUAAUUCUCCAACCACUGCAACUGUCAACAAGGACACACGCUACAAAGAUGAUAAGAAGAAGCCAGAUGAUGGUCAAAUCAAAAACAAGUCAGAAGGUCAAUUGCAUGGUGAACAAAGGCAUAAGAAGGGGAAUUUUCAAAGUAACCUCACGCCUGAGCUAAAAAUUGAAAGCUGUUUCUCCAAAGGAGAUGGCCUUUACGUUCCAGAACAAAUGUUCCAAAGCCUUCAUCGAAACAAGCACUGGAAUCAUGGUGUUUUCAGACAAACCACGGAUAUCAAAAGAAAUCCAUCUUUCAAGGCUAUGUUCCCAGAUAUUGUAGGUGUGCCUAUUGUUCAGCCAUUACUCAAAGAAACAAAUUUUGAAUCAACUCUGCCAAAUAACAACAGGUCAAUAUCUAAGCUACCUUUCCGAUCUAAAAUUUUAGAAACGGAUGUUGCUGUGCAACUUGCAGAGGCUUUGAAGGUGCGUAAGAUUUGUGAUAAAUUUCAGUCUGGUUUUCACACUAUGAAUUUCACUGAAACUGCUGUCAUUAAGGUUUCCAGAAAUCUUUAUAAUGGCUGCUGA